Molecule: messenger RNA, 1041 nt
Organism: Knipowitschia caucasica
Lineage: Eukaryota; Metazoa; Chordata; Actinopteri; Gobiiformes; Gobiidae
Source: the annotation of a GenBank genome assembly
AUGGGUCAAAAAGUGUUGUGGUUGUUCGUCGUAUGGAGCUGCUUCUUUUUAUUCAAAGGGCAGUCAGUGAAGGCAGGCUGUCCCAUUGUCAUGACCCCAUCCAGAGUUGUGGUGAAAUAUGGAGACCCACUGACGGUCAACUGCAGCUCAACUAUCGACCAAGUCGAGUCAUUAGGCUGGGAGUCGAACGUCAAAGGCACUCCGGCCACAAAUGCGCAUCAUGUUCUAUUAAACAUUGAGAAAGUAGACGAAUGGGAACUGGAGUCUGAAUGCUUCUUCAAUUUUAAAAAUGGAUCACAAUGCAUUGAACAACUGCCGAUCAUAAUUUACAAACCACCGGACAGUGUGUCAAUAGUGGCUGAUAAACCCAUGGAGGAGCUCAAAGAGUACACGUUGCAGUGCAUUGUGUCCAAUGUGGGACCUUUGUAUAAAAUGACUGUAAUAUGGUACAAAGGGGACACAAAGAUUGAGCAGCAGAAGCUUGCGUACACGGCUGGUCCACCACCAUACAACCAGACGCAGUCCUCUUUCAUCAAAUUAACACUCGACAAACAUGAUCAUGGAAGAAAAAUAGUGUGUGAAGCCAAGUUUGACUUUGAAGAAAUAGGCUUUAAUAUACCACCAGUCAGAUCAGCUCCACUGGAUCUCCAAGUACUAUAUCGACCCAUUUUUGAGGAGACCAAAGUGGAAAUGAUUGAAGUCCCGCCUAAUGGUGAAAUAAUUUUGAAUUGCACUGCUCAGGGAAACCCCAUGCCUAAUUACUUCUGGCAGGUCCCACAGGCCUCUGAGCAGGCCGUGGGGCAUCAGCCUGUGUUGAGGCUUCAGGGGGCAUCUACAGGGACUUACAACUGCACUGCAUCCAACUCCCAAGGCUUCAGCACCAAGCAGUUUAUCCUCACAGAUGCUCCAAGGGACUACACAGUGCUAGCAGCUGUGGUCGGAGUCCCGGCAGCUCUGGGCGUCUUACUCCUCCUCAGUGGACCAUUUAUUGUGACGAAAGAAGGGACUUUUUCACUCGGCAAAGGAUCUCAAGUUAUAUGA